UAAACAUAGUAGCAUUAACCCUUUAAAGCGUGUAAAUUCUGGAUCCAUGGAGUUAUUUCUUGAAUAUUUUGAGACAACGCCACCGGAAAAAUACCGAUUUCUCGAUUAUUACCAGUAUUGUAAAAACCUGGAUGGUUUCGUAAGUAAUUUUCGCCAAGAAGCAAGAAGACUUCAAGUUGCCUUGGAACACCUGGUUGAAAAUGAUUCGGGUUUAAGGAAACAAAAAGCUCAAUGUUUGCUUGAUGUUUUUGAGGCGAGGGAACAUACUUCCACGACUACGGUGAGCGCGUACGCUCCGCUCACUUUAUGGCGUUCAUUAGAUCCCGUUGUGGUCUACAAGUUUUGUAGAGGUGGGGGCCUCCAGCAGUCCCGAGAAGGGGUAACACUCACACAACUAUGGCGGGUGCCUACGUACCACCCGACCUUACGGCGUUCAUUAGAUCCCGUUGUGAACCAUCGAAAAAAGAACGUGGAUAUCGAUAAAUUCUGGAAUGAAGUUGAAGAUGAAUCUCUGGAUAUAGAGCAAGCCAAAGAAAAAAAACAUUUACAGCUGGACCAGUUGAAAAUAGCUCGUGUUAUGACAAAGGGAACUGAAGAUGGCAUUGGGAAUAUUAUGAAAAAUGUCAAUACUGAGCUGGUCGAGUCAGCUACUUAUCUUAAAAGAAGACGAGAUGUUGAUUACAAAGAAGAUCGAGAUGGGUACACUACGCCUUGUCCAAACAGUUCAAUGGUGAAUAAUCCGGAGGAUGAACCGAAACCAAAGAGACGGGCUAAGGCUGAUGAUAAGUCUUGCACUUCAUCUUCCGGAACUAGUGAUGAUAUGCUGAUUGGUAUUAAUUUUACAAAAUACAAGAGUGUGGAUGAAGAGUCCGAAGAAUCCGAAGAAAGUGAUGAGGAAGACAAAUUGAGGCUAGACGUGGAAGAAAUUGGGUUCGAAGAAUACAUCGAUCAAGGGAAUAAACCUUUCAUUUUCAAAACAAAAAACAUAUCAUCACUAUUUAAGUCAUAUCGAUCCAAGGCGUUAGCUCAUGCGCAAAAUUCUGGUCUGAUAAUGACAAAAAAUUAUCACGAAAUAUUGAGUUUAUCCCAUAUUCUUUUACUACAAAUGGAUAAUUAUUCGGAAACGCAAGUAAAAACGUUCUCUAGGGAAACGCUCGAAGAUCUCAGAAAGGAUAUUAAAUCAAAGUUGAUCGGAAAAGAAAAAGUAACAAGGGACAUAAAAUCAAUCCUACAAGAAUACAUUGAGGUCGCUCUUGACGAUAAUGAUGGUGGUUUACACGAACUUCGCGAAACCAUCACUGAAUCUUUUUCGAAGGAAUUUAAUUCAACAGCAGAGAAAGAAUUUCUUCGACGAAUGAAGUUUCUCUUUGAACAUCUGUCUUAUACUAUCCCAUUACAUCCAUUGAAAGAAAUUAUAAGCGAAGGGACACUUUUGGCGAAUAUAAUAAGUCCGAUUUUACGAAUUUUUUUUCAUGACUCAUACAUAUAUCCUACGAUAUGGCCGAACACAUCCAGCACUAGCGCAAAGAUCCGAAAACUUGCCAUCGGUGAUCCUUCCCGAGCUAAACAACCCGAUAUGAUCGGGAAAACUGUCAAUAAUGGAAAGUAUGUUUAUGAAACGAUGUUUGGUGAGGUGACGGGAGAAGGCAAAAACAACACGGAAAAAAAGAAUAUAAUCGACCUGGUUAGGUUGGGGAUAUUUAUGAAAGAUUCCCUUGAUAAUAUUUCGCGUAAGACCGGUGUCAAUCGGAUUUUCGGUUGGCAAGUCAUUGUGACAAAGUGGACCGGUUAUAUGAUGACAUUAAUUAGCCCAGGGAUUUACGUUAUGAUUGAUACUGGUAGUGUAGAUCUUCCAAGAUCUUUCGAAGUAUGCAAUACGUUUCUGACUGGUCUGGACACGCUGUUUGCAUUUAAGAUAGCGUAUGAAAAAACAAUAAAAGAUAUUCUCUCGAUUAUGAAUAAAAGUGAAGAAUUCGAAAGUGAUGACAAUUUUAAAGGAUGGCGUCGAUCAACACUCGGAACACCAUUAUUCAAAAAAAUU
This is a messenger RNA of Acaulospora morrowiae, 2041 nucleotides long. NCBI's taxonomy places the organism in Eukaryota, Fungi, Glomeromycota, Glomeromycetes, Diversisporales, Acaulosporaceae. The record is from the annotation of a GenBank genome assembly.